This is a messenger RNA of Schistocerca gregaria, 4343 nucleotides long. RefSeq names its product cilia- and flagella-associated protein 36. The transcript has 7 exons. Gene Ontology annotation, cellular component: ciliary base; axoneme. Bases 45 to 1067 code for a protein of 340 amino acids. Lineage: Eukaryota; Metazoa; Arthropoda; Insecta; Orthoptera; Acrididae. The record is from RefSeq and is a predicted model, not a curated record.
GUCGCUCUGUCCUGCCGACGGCAACGUUCAGCAGACUUCCGAUUAUGGCAGCGGAGGACACUUCAUGGGUAUUCGACUCCCUGGUGGGUUUCCUCCAAGGACCCAUCUGGAACGCUCCCGUGCUCACGUUCAUCGAGCAGAAAUGCGCAAUUUUCGACACAGGAGACACAGAGCACGAAGAAGAAUAUCGAAAGGUUCACGAUGAAUACAAAGACUUGGUAGAUGUUAUGCUCCAAAGUCACAUGGAAGAUAUUGGUAUUACUCCAGAACAAUUCGAAGAAGCUUGCGGUCAGAGGAAUAUCGGAAAAGUGAACUUCCAUGAGAGCCUUUUUGAACAAGUGUGGGCUGCCAACGACUACGAAAUCUUCAAACGAAUGAUGAUACAGAAGAAUUUGGAGUUACAAUUACAAGCAUUGGAGAUGAUUCAGCAAAAAUACGGUAUCACUCCACAAUCGUAUUUACCCGAUGACGAAACAAAAUUGCCUGCAGAGGAAGCACAAAUCAUGGAAGAGGUUUUGAAGAAGACGGUGGAAGAGUACAAGACGGCCAGCGCCAUUGCCGACGAGGGGACGCGCGAGCUGGAGCAGAGCCUCAUAUCGGAGGAGCGGCAGCGCCUGGAAGCGGAGUGCCGCCGCGAGAAGAGCCUGCUGCAGUCGGCCAUCCUGCAGACCGCGGAAGCAGACGCCGAGCUACCAGAGGCGGACCGGGCACCUGCUGCCGAAUCCAUCAGCAAUACUGCGGUAGUGGAGCCCUCGCCGCAGCCGUCUGCACCGGCGCUGGACGAGGUGGACGCGGAGGAGGUGGCGCGCCGCCAGCAGUACCUGCGCGCGCAGCGGGACAAGCUGCUGCUGCUCAAGAAGCAGGAGCGCGAGAAGAAGCUGCGCGCCGCCGCGGCCGGCAGCGCCGAGCGGCCAAGGUCCGCGCGGGCCGCCAGGGCGGCGCUCUCGUCGGGUGGCGCCAGCGGCGCGGCUGACGUCGACAAGGCCGGAGGCGCAGACAGCGCCAACCUGCAGGUGCGCCGCGCGCUGGCGCGCAGGCUCAAGUCCGAGGUGGUGGGCGCGCCCUAGGGCCGCGGCCGGCAGCCGCCCUAACUCACUAAUGCGUGGCUCCAUUUCUUUCAAAAUGCGUAAAAGUUUAAUUCUUUGAAACAUGAUCAGCCACAUGUGAAGACACGGAUUUUAGCGAGGUGCAUCACAGACAAGGUGUGUAUAAAAUAGAAUCGCUGUUCAAGCGACAAAAUUUGCGUAAAAACUCCUGUACUUAAACCAUUAUAAGUUUCAGUUACUCUUGAUGGCCCCUGGUAUCUGUAUAGUCAGAAACUUACUGGCAGAUUAAAACUGUGUGCCAGACCGAGACUCGAACUCGGAACCUUUUCCUUUCGCAGGUGAGUGCUCUACCAUCUGAGCUACCCAAGCAUGACUCGUGCCCCGUAUUCACAGCUUAACUUCUGCCAGAACCUCGUCUCCUUCUUUCCAAACUUUACAGAAGCUCUCGUGCGAACCUUGCAGAACUAGCACUCCUGUAAGAAAGAAUAUUGCGGAGACAUGGCUUAGCCAAAGCCUGGGGGAUAUUUCCAGAAACAUCCCCCAGGCUGUGUCUGUGCAAUAUCCUUUCUUUCUGGAGUUCUAGUUCUUCAUGGUUCGCACGAGAGCUUCUGUAAAGUUUGGAAAGAAGGAGAAGAGGCAGUGGCAGAAGUAAAGCUGUGAGUACGGUGAAAGACAAAGGUCCUGAGUUCGAAUCUCAUUCCGGCACACCCUUUUAAUCUGCCACGAAAUUUCAUAUCAGUGCACUCUCUGCUGCAGAGUGAAAAUCUCAUUCUGGAUCUGUAUAGUCAGUAAACUACAUCCAAAAUAUUUGCAUUCUGUCAUUUAAUGAAAUACUUUUCUUGAAAAAUUGUGAUUUGAGACUGUAACUAUAUGUUGCUUUAUAAAAACUACAAGACUUGCUGAAACAAUAGAACAUCUCAGUGAAUAAAUGAAACAUUAACUGAACAUAAUAGCUUCAAUAAAGUGACAGCCACUUAUAGUGCCAAAUCAUGAUUUUUCAAAAAUAUGAGGAAGCUAAAAGAAAUCCCCUCUUUUCACCAGUAGUUCUGAGUCAUUUCAGACUCAUGAUGAGAUAGGUUCUCCAGCAGGUUUAUGUAAUAAAUAUAAAGAGUCAUGUUAGGCAAUGAAGUUUUCUUCACUGUGGCAAAACACAGAAGGAAUAAAGGAUACUAUAGCUUCUAGAGUUGGUGUUAUCCAAAAUUUUAUGUGAACCAAUGAAUGUAUUUACUUACUGAAGCAGUUUAUGCAACUCUGAUGCUAAUUUAUCACUGGACACAUUCAUUACCACUGGCUUUCAUUGGCAUAUUUAGCUACAAUGCACUAUCACUAAGUAUUUGUGUUUAUGUUUUGCAAAACACUGCACAUAGUAAGAAAUUAAUUAUUGUUUCACUAAGUGACUGGUUGCAGUUGAUUAGAUACACCUGAAUUGAUAUACAGUCACAAUGUUCAAAAAUAUCUAGGAUGGAUAAAUUACAUUAGUUAUAAGCCAGUAUGCUUAUGCUAUCAUUACUGGUAAUUAUUUUUGCACUGUUGGGUAUUUUUGGUGAUAUUAAUAUCCUUCAACAUCAGUAAAAUGGAUACUUACUAUUAAAUUCUAGUUACACUGUUUUUGGUAUCCUGGAAGUAUAUAAGCCUAAGAUAAUCAUUUAAUACUAUAUGUUGUCCAAUACCAUGUAUCCAAGCUUAAGAAUCCAUAAGUACUUCAAGUUACUGGAAUAAUCUGUUAUUGAGUGGUAGUGAGCUAAGGGUCAAGGUUUUUCUGUAAGGCUAUUCAACUUAAAGUUCUUUACUAGUAUAUUAUUCUUUAUUUAACAACAUUUGGGAAUUAUUAAAAAAUGAUUGAAGUGCAGCACGCUUGUCAAUUCAUGUAUUGAGACUUUUCAUAAAAAAGGGUAACUAACUAAAUGUGAGGAUACAGAUUGAUGCUGAUGAGCGUUUCGAGUCUGUUGGUAAGUGAACAAUAUAUAAUAAGUCUUGAGCCAAAACUAGAAGUAAAGUACUGCCUUUAGACGAAAUUGUGGAUGCUGUCUUUAAUGAAUAUAUAAAAGUAAAAAAUUAGCAUGAGAAGAAGUCCAUCUGAACACACUACUUUCCAGUCAAAAUGCUCUUUGAUGAUCACAUAUUUCAGCCAGAGCAUCUCAUGGAGAUCAUUACUCAUAGUUGAAUUGUCGUUUUCUUAUAUCCCUUAUGUAGAAAAUUGAGUAAGAAAAUCGAAAUUAAUUCUAUUUCCCAAAUGCUUUAAUUAUUUUCUUGUGUAUAUCUUCUUACAUGUUUCUUUAUUUUUUGCUUUACAAUUUUUAUGUGUGGAAUACUUGUCUUACUAGUUCUCAUUCAGUUAAAUGAGAUUUAGUAUUCCAUUUUCCUUGUAACAAUGUAAAGGCAUCAGGUUUGUAAUUUGUGUUCCUGUUACACACAAAUAAAAGAGAAAGAAAUCUGCAGAGAAAACAAAAAAUUACCAAACAGAAUGAAGUACAUAAAACUGUUUCCCUUAUGACAUCAGCAGAAGGAUGUAAAAUUAUGACAUCGUGCAAUGAAGAAAGAAAUGAGGUUUUGUUGUUUGCACAACAUUUGAUGACUGCAGAACCAAGCAUAAAUAUUGUAUUUAAAGUUAUCUGUGUAUUCACAUCAUUGCUGAUGCAUAUAUGAAUAGAAUGACUUGAAUUUGACGAUGAAUUCUACAUAUUACUAUUUUGUCACACAUUUAUUGAUUGAAAUCACACCUUUCGCUUGUUAUCAUACCUUACUUUUUUGGAACUAAAUUAUUGAAUCACUUAUAUGCUUCAUUGAUUCAAUUCUUCUUUUUCUCUGUAUGUUACAGAUAAUCUUUUUUUCAAAACGUUAAUAUUUCUUGGAUGUACUAUUGGCCUGACUUGUAACACAUAAGUCUAUUCUCAUAGUAAAUCAAAUAAAACGUUUGACUGAAUUAAAUUUUCAGGGUUUCGAAAAACAGAAAAUUUAUUUAUAAGGAAAACUUAGCUAUCACAAAGAAUAUGUUAAAGUCAUACCCAGAAAUAAGUAACUGUUUAGGUUCCAUAGCAUAUUUCUGAAAAUGCUAGAUUUUAUAAAAAAUCUCUCUUUCUGUCUCUCUCCCUCACACACACACACACACACACACACACACACACACACACACACACCUUUUCAUAAGAGAGCUGAUUAUGGAAAAAUGAAGUACAUGCUGAUGUUUAUGUAUGUGUGAAGGAAAUAUUUAUUAUUUGUAAUAUUAUGUGAUAAAGGUAAUAGAAAUGCUUGUAAAGAAGUGUUACAAAAAAUAAAGGAAUUAUUUGUGUUUCUUAA